AUGGACCCUCACACAGACCAGCACAAGACCGACGAGGAGCUCGACCGCGACUGGAAGCCCAACGGUCGUCGGCCACAGUCGACCAUGGCGCGCUCCUUCUCUGCCGAGCUCAUGGACAUUUUCCGUAUCGAAAACUCGGUAUCCGAUCUCGACUCUCAAGUCCACAAGAGGAAGCACACUGUCCAGCAGACCACCACAGAACUCGCAUCGCUCGAAGCCCGCCUGAAGGAGAUGGAGGCGCGUCUCAAGCACUCCCAGGCUCGCAUGUCCAUCUCGGGCACCAGCUUCCACCCUUCCGAGGGCACGCCCUCCGACAACAACCACGGCAUUCCCCCAUUCAACCCAAGGACCGAGUCAUCGGCAGCAGCAGAAGAAAAGGCGCGGUCACGACCCGGCACGGCCAAGGCGACGCAGCAGGCACCAAGCUCGGGCGACAUGCCUCCUACACCAGGAGCUAGCGAGGAUGGCGACCGCGAAUAA
Emericellopsis cladophorae is the source of this 480-nucleotide messenger RNA. RefSeq lists its product as uncharacterized. The record is from RefSeq and is a predicted model, not a curated record. Lineage: Eukaryota; Fungi; Ascomycota; Sordariomycetes; Hypocreales; Bionectriaceae. Bases 1 to 480 code for a protein of 159 amino acids. The transcript is spliced from 4 exons.